Molecule: messenger RNA, 1734 nt
Organism: Chanos chanos (milkfish)
Lineage: Eukaryota; Metazoa; Chordata; Actinopteri; Gonorynchiformes; Chanidae
Gene: cpne5b
Product: copine Vb
Exons: 21
Coding region: 1-1734 (577 amino acids)
Biological process (GO): cellular response to calcium ion
Cellular component (GO): plasma membrane
Molecular function (GO): calcium-dependent phospholipid binding
Source: RefSeq, a predicted model, not a curated record
AUGGAGGGAGACGUUAUGGACAAACUGGACGACAUGGCUUCGGUCUAUGAGUUCGACCCAUUUACUGGCAACAUCCCUGCCACGAAAGUGGAGAUCACAGUUUCGUGCAGGAAUCUUCUAGAUAAAGACACAUUCUCCAAAUCAGAUCCAAUGUGUGUCCUGUACACCCAAGGAGUGGAGACCAAACAGUGGCGAGAGUUUGGAAGAACAGAGGUGAUUGACAACACGCUUAAUCCAGACUUUGUCAGAAAGUUCAUCUUAGACUACUUCUUCGAGGAGAAGCAGAACUUACGCUUUGACUUAUAUGAUGUUGACUCUAAAAGUCCUGACCUGUCGAAACACGUGAGUGGAAAAGAACUUCACUCGUACGACUUUUUGGGUCAGAUGUUCUGCACCCUUGGAGAAAUUGUGGGCUCACCAGCCAGUCGUCUGGAGAAGCCUCUUGGGGGGAUUCCAGGGAAGAAGUGUGGCAUGAUCAUUUUGACUGCAGAAGAACUGGGAAACUGCAGGGACAGUGCAACCAUGCAGUUUUGUGCCAAUAAACUGGACAAGAAGGACUUCUUUGGCAAAUCAGACCCUUUCAUGGUUUUUUACAGAAGCAACGAGGAUGGAACGUUCACCAUCUGUCAUAAGACAGAGGUGGUGAAGAACACGCUGAAUCCAGUUUGGCAAUCUUUCACGAUUCCUGUGAGGGCACUCUGCAAUGGGGACUAUGACAGGACAAUUAAGGUGGAGGUCUAUGACUGGGACCGUGAUGGGAGUCAUGACUUCAUCGGUGAAUUCACCACCAGCUAUCGAGAGUUGGCUAGAGGUCAGAGCCAGUUUAAUGUUUAUGAGGUGGUGAAUCCCAAAAAGAAAAUGAAGAAAAAGAAAUAUGUAAAUUCUGGCACGGUGACGCUGCUGUCAUUUUCAGUGGAAUCUGAAUCAACUUUUCUUGACUACAUCAAAGGAGGGACCCAGAUCAAUUUCACUGUGGCCAUUGAUUUCACUGCCUCUAAUGGAAACCCAUCACAGUCCACAUCUCUUCACUACAUGAACCCUUACCAAAUGAAUGCCUACGCCAUGGCGCUCAAGGCUGUGGGAGAGAUUAUCCAGGAUUAUGACAGUGAUAAAAUGUUCCCAGCGCUGGGCUUUGGAGCCAAACUCCCUCCUGAUGGUCGAGUUUCCCAUGAGUUUCCUUUGAAUGGCAAUAUUGAAAACCCUUACUGCAAUGGUAUUGAAGGCAUCUUGGAGGCUUAUCACCAGAGCUUAAAAACGGUUCAGCUCUACGGACCAACCAACUUUGCUCCAGUUGUCAACCACGUAGCUAGGUAUGCGGCAGCUGUCCAGGAUGGCUCACAGUACUUUGUCCUCCUCAUCAUCACGGAUGGUGUCAUAUCUGAUAUGGCUCAGACCAAGGAGGCUAUUGUGAAUAGUGCAAAACUGCCAAUGUCUAUUAUCAUUGUUGGAGUGGGGCAGGCUGAGUUUGAUGCUAUGGUGGAGCUGGAUGGAGAUGAUGUGAGGAUUUCCUCCAGAGGGAAGCUGGCAGAAAGGGACAUUGUCCAGUUUGUGCCUUUCCGGGACUAUAUGGACAGAACGGGAAAUCAUGUGUUGAGCAUGGCCAGGCUGGCAAAAGAUGUACUGGCUGAGAUCCCAGACCAGUUCAUCUCUUACAUGAAAAGCAGAGGAAUCAAGCCCAACCCGUCACCGCCACCCUACACACCUCCAGGACACACCCAGCACACACAGAUCUGA